AUGGACAACGAACAACGGCAAGCCUAUAUGAUUGAUGGGUAUCCUGUAACUGUUCAACGAUGGAUGCGGACUGGAAUCCUGUUUGAAAGAACAAAUCGUUUAAUGGUUUUUGUCAAAGCAAGUAGUUCAAGUUGUGUAUUAGAUGAAAAAGAACUACAUAACUAUUUCGAAACAAAUUAUGGUCCAGUAAAAACUUUCGGCUGGCAAUUGGAGAACGUGGCAACAAUCGAAUUUGAUGACUAUGAUUCAGUAGAUCGAGCUAUCAUCACUUCUUUGACACAUACAAUCAAUGGAAUUACAGUCAGAUUAGAAAAAAUGCGAUCUUUCAAUGUACGGCAAGCAUAUGAGAAUACUGUUGCACCAAAUGAUAUCAAGUUUUGUGUUCAUGUCAUGAAUGUUCCCCCUCAUGUCAGUGGUGAACAUCUAGCGUUUCUUUUUGGCAGUCGCGUAUGGGAUGUACUAAUUCGAAAGAGCAUCAACGCAGACACAGAUCCAUUUGAUGCAUGGAUUUUAAAGUUAAAUACAUUGGCCGAUGCUCAACAACUUGCUGCAUCAGUCAAAACUAUUCAUGGAAUUGAUGUUCAAUGCAAUGCUGAAGAAGAACCAUUGAACGAAUGGACAUUGUGUUCCGGCAACCGUGAUGGUUGGUGCAAGCAUGGUAGUGGUUGCAUUUAUCGUCAUAUCACAUGCAAGUACGGUGAUGAAUGUAUGUACGACCAAUGUCCAUUUAGCCAUUCGACGAAGAGAAAUAUUGCACCAAAUCCAAGAUAUAGAUCAGCAGGACCUAUAAACCAACAGUACCGUAUCAGAAUCGAUGGUCUUCCUUCCAAUAUGACAGUAACUGAACUUUUGACAGAAUUAAAAAAGCAACCACUCAGUUUAACUAAUUCUAUCGAAGCUCCUGAAAUGCCGAAAGGUGCCACCACUCGACAUUUCUAUCUUGUUCGACAAGCAGCUGAGAAACUUGCGCGAAAACGAGUUUACGAAUGGCAUGAUUAUCCAAUAAGGUCAAAUUAUACUGUUAAAUGUCAAUUGGAAUAUGAUCGUGCACCAAUCGAACAAAUUCCAUCAAAUCCAUCUCCAGAUACAAAUAGUUAUCAACAACUUUCAGCUAUAUUUGCACCGUUAGCACCUGGUACAAAUGAAAUUAAUGGCAUGCCCUACACAUGGAUAUGGACGAAUCGACGACUGGAUAAUAACAUGAGCGAAGUUUAUUUGGUUUAUCCAACCAAGUCAACCGAUGAUCGCCUUGGCGCUAUGAAAGUGUAUCGUAAUAUGAGUAAGCUAGAAGAAAUACGAGCUCGACGAGAACUACUAGUACUACAAGCACUCGAAAGCGAUCCGUCUGUGGUGUCCGUCUAUCAAAGUAACAUUCUUGAUGUCGAACGAAAUGCUGAUGUACCGAUGUGGAUAAUCACUCAGGUAGUUUCCGACUUAACUUUCAAAGAUUUUAUCAAUAAACACAAAUCGGAGAUCACGCUUCGUAUUGCAUUAUCUCUGACUCGUCAAUUGCUCGAUAUUAUUAAACGAUGUCAUGAGAAUCACGUUCUUCAUCGAAAUCUGCAACCGAAUAAUAUCAUGGUGCAACAUAAUCAUAUUCAUGUACCAAUUGAUGAGAUUAAACUUAUACUCAUUGAUUUUGGCUUGAGUUGGACUGAUAGUGAAGAAGUGCGAAUAAGUGAAGAAGACGAUUCGAAAAUAUUCGAUCAUGUUCUCAAACGAGGUUCGAUCGAUGAUAUACACCAAACAUCAGAUAACACACUCUCUAAUUUUGUACAGUUGUUGUUAUCGAAAAAUCAACUGAACAGUCCCACAAUAGACUCAACUGGUAUAUGUAGUAUUUUAUUUUGGUUGCUCACCGAUAAAUGGGUGGAUCAAAUGUACGAUACAAAUUUUUCUCACCAUCAAAGUGACUUUCAACAAAUUAUUGACAAAAAAAUAGGAGAUAUUCAAGAUAAAGCGAAAGUGUACGAACAAAUAAUUCAUACGUUUGAACGUGCAUUUGGUUCAAUUGAGAGAAGAAAUAAGCAUAUGAACGAAGAACAUUUGCAAUCGUCUCAAAAAAUUCCUCUUCGACUGACAGGAAUAGAAGUAGAUAUUGGCAGAUCUGACAGACAUCGUCACCAUCAGAGUCCACGACUCGACAAUGUAGCACCUGGUUCUGAGUUGUUGACAAGAAAUAUUCAUGUUCAAAGUACUGGAGCUGCUAUUAGCGGUGAAUAUUACCAGCCACAGCAGCCAAGCAAUGUAACGUAUUUAGACCAAGGACAAAUAGUACCACCUCAAAUGAUGACGAGACCAGCGUUCGAGCUGCAAGUUCAUGUUCAACCUAGAUCGUCACAUUCAAGCCUAAAAGCACGAGCCAUGAUGGCAUCGGACGAUAUCCUUGCUGCUGGUAUUGCCAGCAAACGGAACUUUACUGGUAAUCCUGCAAUUGAUGCGAAACAGCCUAUCUAUGGAGUAAUCAAUUUUGAACAAAUGUCACACGGUGUUCACAUUACAGGUCGCAUUGAUGGUUUAGGACAAGGGACUACACACGGGUUUCAUAUUCACGAGUUCGGUGAUGUUAGUUCGGGUUGCACAACUACUGGCGAACAUUUUAAUCCGUUCAAUCGUAAUCAUGGUGGUCUAAAUGACACUGAGAGACAUCUAGGUGAUUUGGGAAAUGUAACAGCAGAUGCUAAUGGUGUAGUUCAUCUCAACAUACUCGUUCCAAUGAUGUCUCUUUACGGUGAACAUUCAAUUGUUGGACGCGCUAUUGUUAUGCAUGCGAUGUCUGACGAUCUAGGUCGUGGAGGGAAUAAGGAAUCGUUGAAGACGGGAAAUUCAGGCGCGAGACUCGCUUGUGGUAUCAUCGGAUUUACAAAACCUUAA
Molecule: messenger RNA, 2874 nt
Organism: Rotaria sordida
Lineage: Eukaryota; Metazoa; Rotifera; Eurotatoria; Philodinida; Philodinidae
Source: the annotation of a GenBank genome assembly